Balaenoptera acutorostrata (minke whale) is the source of this 7918-nucleotide messenger RNA. It is a transcript of the gene CFAP46, whose product is annotated as cilia and flagella associated protein 46. The transcript is spliced from 56 exons. NCBI's taxonomy places the organism in Eukaryota, Metazoa, Chordata, Mammalia, Artiodactyla, Balaenopteridae. The coding region runs from base 43 to 7653 and encodes 2536 amino acids. Gene Ontology annotation, biological process: cilium movement involved in cell motility; axoneme assembly. Gene Ontology annotation, molecular function: protein binding. The record is from RefSeq and is a predicted model, not a curated record.
GAGAAAGCUAACCGACCUUGGGGCACUUCGGACGCCGGCGUCAUGGAUCCGGUCAUAAUGCAGGAGCUGGCCCGCGCCGAGAGCCAGCAGGAUGCUGCGUCCCUGAAGAGGGCUUAUCAGUUGAUCAAGUCCGCCAACCUGGGGAAAUCAGAGCUUGACCCCACAGAAAGCUUCAGCCCCGACCUGUUUGUUUUGUGUGCAGAACAGGCCCUGAAGAUGGGGCAGCCUGAGGUGAGCGAGGACUGCAUCCGGAUGUACUUCAAGGUGAAGGGGCCGGUCACCCAGUUUCUGGGCCGAGCGCACCUGUGCAGGGCCCAGCUGUGUGCCCCCAAGUCCACCGAAAACAUGGAGGAAUUUGAAAAUUGCGUGACUCAGUAUAUGAAAGCAAUCAACUUUGCAAAAGGAGAACCAAGGUAUUACUUCCUGGCGUAUAACGCGUCGGUCCUCUACUGGCGAAUGGCGAGGCCAUUUCUCAAGCCUGGGUAUCAUCACCACCUGAUCCCCAGCCUCUCGCAAAUCGUGAGCGUGUUGAAUGAGACUGAGGAGGAGGACAAGGGCUGGCGGGCAGAGCUGAUGCUGGAGCUUCUGGAGUGUUAUCUACAAGCUGGAAAACACGAGGAGGCCGCGAAAUUUUGUGCCACCGCAGCACCGUUCAUCAAGGCUAACGCGCCACAGAAAUACCGACAAAUAUUUGCUCUCAUGGUCCGACAUGAAUUAAUGGAUGAGCUUCAGUUAAAGGAAGAAAAGAGGAGUUCUACUAGCCUGUCUGUCACUUUCCAGAUUAAUAUGCUAAAAGCAAAACUGGAUAAAAAUGAUUUAUCUGAAGAUAUCAACAGAAUUCUGAAGGAUACCUAUAAAUGUUUAAGUUAUUACAAUCACCAGCACUUUCCUUCGAUCAGAGAGGAAAAAAUUCUUUUGCUUUUUGAAUUAGCUCAUCUUUCUCUGAUCUUGAGAUGUGGGGAGAUCGCCUCUGACUGCCUCUCAGACUUGAAGAAGAUGGACAGCAAAGAUCCUGGGAAGCUAAUUGAAAUCGAAUGCCUGGAGUAUGAAUUGGAAGCGGUAAGACUUGCAGAUAAAAUUAAAGUCUACACCCGAGAGGCUGUGGCGACCCAGCUGAAUAUAGUACGGAGACUGGACACGGUGCUCCAGCGAGCUGUGCGCCUGGGCGACCCGCGGGUCAUCCAUGUGGUGUGUGCCACGCAGUGGGACACAUGCCUCCCGCUGCUGCAGCACGACCUGCGGCGCCCUCUGCGGAAGUCGCUGACCGCCAUCGCGGAGGUCCUGGAGAAGGUGGACAGGUGGCGGCCCUGGGCUGUUCCCCCGGGAGGGGGACAAGCGGGCGGGAGACCCUUGGGCCUCAUGGUCCUGUUCCGUUGCCAAGUGCACAUGGAGAUGGCGUACAUUGAGGAGGAUGAGGGCCGGCUGGAGGCCGCCAUGGCGCACCUGAAGAAGGCCAUGCUCCUGGACACCCUGGGCCUCCACCAGGACAAGCUCAAGAUGGCCUUCAACCGCCUGCAGCUCUGCGCCAUGCUGUACCAGGUCCCCGAGCGCGCCGAGGACAAGGCCACCUUGGCCAUUGAGCAGGCGAAAAAGGCGAUGCCCGAGGACGGUGUGCGCAAGAAGCGGGCGCUGCUGGUGAACGCGGGCCUGGCCCUGGCCCCUGACACCUUCCAGAUCGUGCUCGACAGCGAGAACGAGGCCAGAGUUUCCACCGGGAAAAAGCGGGGCCGCUUCACCCACCUGUACGCGAAGGCGCAGCACCACUCCCUCAGCGUGGACGAGGCCGCGGGGCACGUGCGGCGCCUGCGGGGCCGGAACGACAAGGAGAGGGUACAGAUCUGGGCCGAGCUGGCCACGGUGGCCCGGAAGCAGGGCGUGUGGGACGUGUGCCGGACGGCCAGCCGCUUCUGCCUCGCGUAUGACGUCGGCAAGGUGCAGUGGCAGGCGAGGCUCAAGCGAGGGAAGAAGAAGAAGGGCGAGGACGGCGCGGGGCAGGACUCCUCGGGCCAGUCGGACGCCACCCUGCAGAGGCAGGCGUCCCCCAGCCUGCUGCGCAAGUUCGCGGAGGUGGGGUUCAUCAACGCCGAGGCCACCGUCCACCUGCUGCGAUCGGAGGGCGUGCAGCUAAAUGACCGUCCCGCGCCCCCCGACGACCUGAGUCAGCACCCGGUGGGCUACGUGCCCGAGUCCCCAGAGGACGACGCCGAGUGGAUCACGUACCGGACCUGGAUAGAGGGCCUGUCGCAGUACGCCAUGAACAGCUGGCUGCGCUCGGCCGACAUCGGGCAGAAGCUACAGGAGGCGUGGAUCGUGCAGAACGCCGUGGUCUACGUCCUGAAUCAUAACCAGCACCUCCUCACAGCUGGGCGGCAGAGGGAGCUCGUGGACGCCUUGUACCACCUCCUGGGCACCGUCAAGGCCGUGGGCCACAGCGGAGACUUGGUACUGCUGGCAAUGCUCUGCAGCACCCUGGCGCGAGGCCUGAUCGCUGCCUGGAUCCCAGCCCCGCCGCCGGAGAAGUCUAGAAGACAAGCACGCGCACACCCACUUCACACGCCGCUGGACCCCGAGGCCGCCUCUGAAGUCAGGACCGCAGUGGAGGUCUGCGAGUUCGCCCUGAGCCUGACCAGCGGGACGCUGCCUGAGGAGGCGGUGCCCGUCAGCGCCCGGCAGCAGCUCGUUGCCACGUGGGUGAAGGCCAAGCAGCUGCUGCAGCAGCAGAUCGGGCCGCGCCUGGGCACGGACGAGCAGAGCACCAACGAGGACGUCAACUCGGUGACCAGAGUCCUCGUUGCUCUGGAGAUGUACUCCUGCAACGGGCUGGGCCUCAUGGACUUCACUGUGCCCCCCUUGGCUCAGCUGGUGAAGAUGGCCUCGGAGUGCAGCUGGUCGGACCCCCUUGUGGAGGUGCAGACCCUGACGCGGCUGGCCCACUUCACCUACGUGGCCCGGGACCACGAGGCCACCAUGGCCUGCUCGCAGAAGGCCAUCCAGAUAGGCAUGAAGCACCUGCAGGCCUGCAGUCCGGUGGAGGCUGAGCUGGUGGCCGAGGUGCUGAGCGCCGCAGCCUGCAUCCAGGGCAGGAGCAUUGUGGACGACCUCAAGGGCCGGAAGCAGCUGCGCCUGACGGCCGCCGAGGCCUUCACAGAGAGUGCGAGGUUUGGGGGCCUCGCGGGGAGCAGCGCCCUGGUCAUGCUGGCCGCCCGACACUUCUGGAACACCUGGCUCCCGCUGCUGUCCUCUGCCGUCAGCAGGAAGAAGUGCAAGAGUGCCACUCGGAGGGUCAUCAGCAUCAUCAACGAGACGGAGGCCAGAAAGCAGGAAGAAGGAAAGACGCUGCUUCUGCACCAGUGGCCCACAGCCGACUUCCAAAGUGGAGGGACGACGGAAGGGUGUCUUCUCUCAGGGGCCGAGGAUGACCUGACGCUGAGGGCCGCGCUCUACGGCCUGCUCUUCCACAGCCACGCCGACCAGGACGACUGGGAGGGCUGCCUCAAGGUGCUGGAUGAGGCCCUGCAGGUGCUGCCGGGGACGGCGCACCGCCUCUUGAUUUUCAAACACAUGGUCAUCGUGAAGGCCAGACUCGGCCAGAGCUUUAUGAUGGAAAUUCAGAAAUUCAAAGACCAGAGUGAGGAGUACCUGGCACACACGCCGCAGCGCCUGGCCCUCAACUCCAGCAGUGUCCCCGGGGAGCUGACCUGCUACCCCCACGCCAUCCAGGCCCUGCAGAAGCCAGAGAGUGAGUGGCAGAAGGUCGACUACAUCAUGGAAUUCAGCGAGUGGCUGUACCACAAACAGUUUCCUCUUGAAGACGUGAUCUUCCACCUGAAGUGGGCGAUCGACAUCCUGCUGAGGAUGCAGCCCGACAGGGGCUCCCCUGAGCCGGCAGAAGAGCAGGUGUCCACUCCGGCGGCCCCGGAGGGCCCGGGGGCCGAGGACUCGGGGCCCCCCUCCCUGGAGAAGCUUCGGAAUGUACGGCAGCUUGAGACGCUGGCCCGCGCCUACACGCUGCUGGCCCUGGUGGUGACCCCGAGCGCCGCCUGCCACCAGGACUACUGCCUCAUGGCCUACACCUUUCUCCGCCGCAUCUGGCAGGUUUCUUUAUUAACAGCAGGAAAAUCAAUUUCAGAAAGUAGAAUUCCAGCAGCAGCGAGUUCACAUUCGUUGUUGCUUCAAAAGGAGAAGGAGAAGAGCAAAGACAGAGAAAAAGACAAGGACAGAGAGAAGGACAAGGGCAGAGAGAAGGACAAGGGCAGGGACACGAAGCAGUUUCAAAGCCCCACUCCUGGCAAACGCCUUGAAGACGUACCAGCAAGCAUAGAAGAGUGGGCUUCCUACGCUUGCCCCGAAGAAGCCAUAGCAGUAUUCAAACAGGAUCAGAGCAACUUUGCCGUCAACCCGUCAACUCUCCAGAAGCCGACGUACAGUUUAUACUAUCUGGACCACUUGGUCGAGGCCCUGCAGAAGGUGUUCCUUCACGAGCUCACCAUCCCGGUCCUGCAGCUGGGGGCACUCAUUGCAGCCUCCGUGGUCGAGAGCAAGAGCCUCAAGGACCUCUACCACCUCCGACUUGCCCUGGUUUGUUCUGAUCUGAAGUUGAGGGAAGCAGCCGCUUUCCACGAGGAGGUGGUCGGGCACGCCUACAUCUGCGCAGCGGAGCAGGCGAGCUGCAGAAAAGAAAUUGCCUUGAAAAAGGAGAAAAAUAAGGAACCUCUAUUAGAAGAAAGUCUGCCAACACUGAGCGAGCCCCCCACUCCAGCCCAGCAAGCAGAGAUGAAGCCCCUCGUAGCAAAGGAUAAGACUUUGAAGGUAGACGGAGAGACCGGCAGGGGCCUGGAUGGAAUGUCCUUCCCGCAGUUGUGGACCCUCAAGGCUGAAGUCCUGCUGGAGAUGGACCUGUACCAGCCUGCGCGGCUGCUCCUGUCAGAGGCGUACCUGGCCUUCCAGGAGCUCGACGAUCCUUGUGCAGAAUCGAAAUGCCUGCACCUGUUGGCACGGUUGGCAAAUAAGGAAAAGAAGUACGGGCAAGCUAGGAAGAUGAUCGAGAGGGCCCAGCGCCUGGCGGGGAGUGAGCAGUUCUGGUACGAUUCCACCCUGACCCUGGCGGACACGCUCCUGUCCACUGAGAACGAGAGGAGAGAGGCAGUGGUCUGCCAGCUGUUCCAGAAGCUCAUAGAUACCUUCAACGUUCUUAAGAAGGAGAGAUCGAACCGAAUGCCCAUAUUGGAAUUCAUGACCACAGACCUAGAAGCCAGGUGUGUGAGCCUCCAGAUCAAAGCCGUCCUGGAGCCGGUGGGCUGUGAGCCCCUCCAGAACUCGUUUCUGCUGAUGGAAAUGGAUGAUCGCUUGUUGGAAAUUGAGGAAAAGUUUACCAACAUUGGCCGCAAGGAGAAGUGUGUGGACAUCAAGCUGGAGCGCGCCAAAAUGAAGAGGUUAUCUGCCCAAAAUGAGAAAGAUGAAGAACGGAAAACUGCAUGUUACUUGGAAGCAUACGACCUGGUCCAGAGAGCUGCUGCCGAAGAGGAAGAGCAAUUUCACCGUAUUCAGGGCUUACUGUCCCUUCAGGGUUUGCAGAACGUCAGCACCCCUCGGAUGAGGAGGCUGGCGCACCUCAAGCUCAGCCUCGUGGAGGUGUGUCUGGACACGCUCCAGCUCACGUGGGAGGAGACGCUGGAGCGGCAGGUGGAGCGGGGCUCUGUGCACAAGCUGCUGGCCGACUACCUGCACAGCCCCAGCGACUACACUUCUGUCGGCCUGAAGUGGUUCACCCUGAAGCGGACCCUGGCGCACACCGUGCUGGCCCAGCUGGGGAGCUUGCGGCCACUGUGCGCCGGCUGCGUGGAGCUCCGCGCCCAGCUCCUGGGCCUGGCCGGGAAGGCCCUGCACCUGUUGGCCGUGCACACAGACCCCCUGCGCCCCGCCUUCUACUGGGAGGAGAGCCUCUUGGGGGGCGCUGAGCUGAGCAGCCUCAAGUGUCUGGAGGUCAUCCAGGAGGAUGAGGAGCGCGAGGGGCCCUACGGCGACCUGCUGGCCUUCAGGGCCACCCCCGAGGAGCACGGCGGGAAAGGCUGGGAUCUGAAGAGGAGGAUGGCGCUGGCCCGGCGCUACCUGGCCCAGGCGUCCGAGGUGCUGCUGCAGUGCCUGCAGGUAGCCCUGGGCGGCAACCUCCUGGACAUCGCCGCAGCCGCCAGCCUGGAGAUGGUGGGGUGUGUCGGCACCCUGGACCCCGCGGCCACCUGCCAGUUCCUGGCGCUGUCUCAGAGCUGCUCGGCCUCGGAGGGGAUGCGAGAUGUCCUGCUCACGGCCACGGCCAGCACCAGCAGCUCCCAGCUGGCCGCGCUGCUGCAGCUCCAGCACAGGCUGAGGCGCCAGGAGAGGACGUCCACCAGCCUGUUUGCCAGCGUGGAGCAGAGACUGGCUGCCAUAUCCAAGGCUUGGCAGAAUCUCCGGGUCACCGAAGAGCAUUUUAACUUCUUGAGUGAAAUCCCUCCCACUUUUCGGAUCCUCUUUCUGCACCACUCACGGGACAGGACCCAUCUGUACGGCGCUGCCUACGAGAAACCCAAGCUCAUCCCUGCAGCCAAAGGCAAAGCGCUCCAGGUCGGGGGCUCCUGCAAGGUGGCUCGGGUGGCCGUGAGCCCGGCCGCCUUCUCCUCCCUGUUGGCCAGUGCCCGGCGUUUCCGGGAGCACGCCCAGGCCGAGGCGCACAGUGAGGACACGGCCCCGAGCCCAGGCUUGGAGUCAGAAGGCGUGCCCCUGAGAAGGGAAGAACACUCUCUGCAGAGGUUCGCGGAGGUCGUGAAGCCCAUGGAGGAGUAUCUGAGGCCGCUCUUCCCGCUGCUUAGCUGCCCCCCGGAAGCCAGAGCACCGAUUCCCACAGUUGUUGGGGAUUUGGGAAAAUACAAGGGCAAAGACAAGGAGAGGAAAGUGUCCCUGCCGCAGGUGCAGCCCGAGGUCGCAGACGACGUCAUCCUGAUCGCUGACAGGCAUCUUCUGGAGCUGCCGUUAGAAGGUCUCUCUGUGUUCGAUGAAGGGAUGGUCUCCUCCGUGUCACGGGAGUUUUCUCUCCAGAUGCUGUGGAACCGCCUGCAUAGAAAGGAGACGGAAGGGAACGUGAAAAAGGAGAGCAGAGGUAAAGAUCACAGAAAGAGAGGCUUAGCAAAGAAGGGAGCAAAGGGCACCGUGUCCCGGAUCAUCCCCCCCCACUGCAUCACGGUCGAUGCGGACAACUUCAGAUUCGCUGUGGACCCCUACGAGGAGGCCCGGGGCCCAGAAAUGCUGACUCCUGUCUCCGUGACCCGAGAAAUUUUGGAAAGAUUCCGAGACACGUUCACUGCGAGAUGGGCGGGGCAUCUGGGGAAUAAGCAGUUUCCCAGCCAGGCCGAGUGGGAGCAGCUCCUGGGCAGCUGCGGAGGCUUUUUCUUCUACGGGAUGGAGAGCUUCCUGUCCCACAUAUUGGUAGAAAGGUUGGCCGCCAUGAACUUAGAAGAGUGCCAGAUGGUGGUCCUGCUGGACCUGGCGCGGUCCUACGAGAGCAUGCGGCGCCACGUGGAGUCCUCGGAGAGCAAGAGGUGCCCGGGGUCCCCUCCGCUCGGUCUCAAGCCUGCAGCCUGGCCUCCGGCAGCUGACGAGGAACCUGGGGGCGGCAUAUGAGCCACGGCUGUCCGCCUGGGGCGUUGUCCUUGCACCCCCUGGGCAGCUGGGAUGCCGUGAUCCGGCCCCCAGACCCUGCCCUGGCAAAGUCCCGGGGUCGGGGGAUGGGCAGUGCCAGCACAGACCACGGGCCUGGCUGGAACUUCAGGCAGCUGGGCUUGGGCCAGGAAACAGACGGCCGGCAACUGGGAGGACACCCUGGCUUCAGGGCUCCCCGCGUCACCUGUCACACGCACCCCAGGGCCUCUGUGGGCUGCAGGCAGGC